Solanum verrucosum is the source of this 2041-nucleotide messenger RNA. RefSeq names its product protein NUCLEAR FUSION DEFECTIVE 4-like. The record is from RefSeq and is a predicted model, not a curated record. Gene Ontology annotation, molecular function: transmembrane transporter activity. Gene Ontology annotation, cellular component: membrane. The coding region runs from base 186 to 1868 and encodes 560 amino acids. Lineage: Eukaryota; Viridiplantae; Streptophyta; Magnoliopsida; Solanales; Solanaceae. The transcript is spliced from 2 exons. Gene Ontology annotation, biological process: transmembrane transport.
AGAGAGUUAGAGACGAAAUUCCUAAACCGUAAACACUGAACGCGAAGACGAAAUCCCAAAAAUGAAAACAACUCAACAUAUAAGACGAAAUCAGAAAAUGUCAAAGUAGUGGUGAAGAACACGUCGAAUAAUUCCUGGAAGAUCACUCAUCAACCAAAAGAAAGAAGAAGAAAAAAUCAGUAAAAAUGGAUUUAGACCCAGAUUACAAUCCCAGUUUUAAGGCCAAGAUCAACACCAAAUGGGUAGCCACAGUCGCUAGUAUAUGGAUCCAAUGUACCAGCGGUUCACUCUACACAUUCGCCGUUUAUUCUUCCAUUCUCAAAUCUACCCAAGGAUACGAUCAAUCAUCCCUCAAUGUCGUCUCCGUAUUCAAAGAUGUCGGCGCUAAUGUCGGCAUACUUUCCGGCUUACUCUACUCAUCAGUCACCAGUCGCCGCCGCCGCCGUUGUGGUGGGCCAUGGGUGGUGCUACUUGCCGGAGCUAUUCAGUGCUUUGCUGGGUAUUAUCUUAUGUGGUUGACCGUUAUGGGGCUUCUACCUAAACCCCCUUUAUGGGUUAUGUGCCUCUAUAUGCUUUUAGCUGCUCAUGCUAUGACUUUCUUCAAUACGGCAAACGUUGUUACUGCUGUGCACAAUUUCCCUAAUUAUAGAGGCACCAUUGUUGGCAUCAUGAAGGGUUUUCUCGGGUUGAGUGGAGCAAUAUUAAUUCAAGUAUAUCAGACAAUCUUUAGAAACAGGCCCACUGCAUAUCUUCUGAUGUUGGCGUUGUUGCCUCCUAUUACUACUCUGUUACUUAUGUCAUUCGUAACAAUCUCGCAAACAAAUGAAGAUGAUGAGAAGAAGCAUCUUAAUGGUUUAUCAUUGAUUGCUCUGGUACUGGCUUCUUAUCUCAUGGCUGAAAUCAUUGUGGGAAACAUCUUCUCUUUACAACUGACCGUUCGCAUCAUUACUUUUACUAUACUCAUUUUCUUGCUGCUUUCCCCGAUUUCUGUUGCGAUCAGUGCCCACAAGGAAAAGUCUUAUAGAAUAAUUAAAUACUUACUCGAGCAAAACUCACCGGAGGAUGAACAGCAUAGAUCUCAGGCAUAUUUCGUGGACAUGGGGCAAAGUCAUGGAAACUAUGAGGAGUUGCCUGCUGGUGCUGAUCAAGGGAGAGAUAUGAAUGAGAGGAGGACUCCAGAAUGGGGGGAAAACAUGAAUCUUUUUCAGGCAAUGUGCACCACUGGUUUUUGGUUUUUGUUUGUCACCACUGCAUGUGGAAUGGGCACAGGGCUGGCCACAGUUAAUAACAUUAGCCAGAUAGGAGGGUCACUUGGGUACACUAUCUUAGAGACGAAUACUUUAGUUUCUCUAUGGAGUAUCUGGAAUUUUCUUGGUCGCUUUGUAGCUGGUUAUAUUUCAGAUUAUUUCUUGCGGUCACUAGGUUGGUCAAGGCCAUUAUUUAUUGUUGUUACUCUGGCUAGUAUGACUGUUGGCCAUGCUGUGAUAGCAUCUGGUCUGCCUGGUGCUUUGUAUGCAGGCUCUGUUAUAGUUGGCAUUUGUUAUGGAUCACAGUGGUCACUAAUGCCCACAAUUGCUUCUGAGAUAUUUGGUGCAGGGCAUCUGGGCACAAUAUUUAACACCAUAACCGUAGCAGGCCCUGUAGGAUCUUAUAUACUGUCUGUUUGGGUUGUCGGAUACUUCUACGAUAAGGAAGCAUCAGAUGAAGGAAACAUGUGUACUGGAACUCACUGCUUCAUGUUAUCCUUCUUUAUCAUGGCAGCUUCCACUUUCUUUGGGGCUCUUGUGGCCUUGGCUUUGUUCUUUCGGACAAGAAACUUCUACAAUAAUUUUGUUCACAGAAGAGGUGCAAAUACCAUUACUGGUUAGUUCUCAUUUGAUAAAAAUAAUUGAGGAGGAUAGCAGUUGAACUCCCUUAGCAACAGCUCCUUGUAACAUAGUGUACACAGUUUAGUUGGUAAGUUUACCUGACUUUGUAACCGAUGAUAUAUUUAUGAAUCUGUAUUAGUAUGAAUUUGAAGUUUGCAUCACCAAGGACACUA